UGACAACUGGCGGAACCCAGCAACGGGUUAUGCAACAACGAGCCGCAGGCGACUAGUUUAUUCGUGUUCUAUGUGCUCUGAUAGUUAUUUGACAAGUGCCGAUCGCCAGUCGAUACCGAAACGCUGUGUUCAGUGCACACAAAAUAUUUCACCAGUCGGAAAAUUAUCAUGUUCAGUGCGCGAUCGUCGAUAUGAUUGUGAUGUCGGGUUGUGAAUUCAAGUUUACUAGUUUUGUUUGAAGUUUUUGAGUGAUCAGACACCAGUUUUCUAUUCUCAUCUUACUAUCAAGUGGUCUUUGGAGGUUGUGACAUAGAGCAGUAUGAAUAUCUGUGAUGAACUCAAAAACAGUUGAAAAUGUACACAUACAACCUUCUAAAAACAUUUUUCUUAUUUACUGUGUUUUCAAGUGUGCUUGGUGAUUUUCUCAGUACAGAUGACGUAAAAAAUCGAUCGAAACGAACAGUUGGUCUUUUUUUAUCUGGACUUUCCAAUUUUCUAAACGUGCACGAUGAUCUUCAAGUAACAACACCUAUCUCUAUCACAACAUCUGCACCCAACUACAACAAACGACCACCGCCUCCAAAAGUACAGAAGUGGCCUCCUCUGGACUUUGAAAUAACUCCGUAUGUGUUGUCUCUUAUCAGUGCGAAAAAGCCAUCAAACCCCACACCGACCGAAGUGCCGCCUACAGAAGAACCCUACUACCACGCUCAAGUGUUUUUCGUGCCACUUAGAGACUUGGAGAACCAACUCAACAAUCAGUAUGAGCAGCAAAAAGUGAACCCAAACUCCUACGCUUACAAUGGCAUCGGCCAGCAACUACAGCAGUCGCUUCCCAAUGGCUUACUUUACGCCGAUUCAGUCUCUCGAAACAGAUUGAUACCCGAGAGAUAUGCACAAAAACAUGUACAACAACCACCACCUCACCAAUCUAACCAUCAAACAAAUAACAAACCAUUGUCAAACAAUCGACAAUCAACAAAUUCAACUACGAAGAAGAAACAAUCUCUUCAGCAAAAAGACAUAGACGAAAUUCUUGAGAAGUUGACUUCAAUCUUUGCUAAUCCUCAUGACGGGCAAGUAUCAAGAAUCGCAGGAAAUGAUGUGAGUAAUGACAAGACACAAUACAUGUCAUUCAUCGAUCAAGAGCCAAGAUUGGGCUACAAUAGACAACAGGCCCCAGAGAAGAAUAAGGAUUUGCUGAAUUUCUAUCUCUUAGAACGAAUGCAGAGAAUCCAAAAUAACGCUAAUAGUAUCAGAAUUCCAACAAGUGUUAACAAUGUAGUCAAGAAUCCCAAGUCAAAUCCAACUGAGGAGACGAAAGUGGAAAUAAUCAAGAGUGUGGAGCCAGAAAUGAUAUUCACAACUGAUUCAGAGGUGCAAUCACACAAAAGUAACUCGAACACAAACCCUGCCAAAGGAGUUAUUGGUAGCCAAAUUGAUAACAAACAUUAUGACAAGGAAGCUCCAGUAGCUUAUGAUAUUGCACGGAGUUUGGAAUUUCCAAUUCCUAAUGGCUCAUCAAAAUCAAAUUCGGCAAUAACAUCAAACGUAGAAGGAGAUGAUGGUUAUAGUUCAAGGAGUAGUUUUACUCCAACAGAGGGUGGCGGUCAUCAAACUGGAGAAUUUAGAAACGUGGAAAAUGGUGAAAACUCACCAAUUCAGAUCCAUUUCUCUCCCGGAAUAGAAUUCGUUAAGAAUUAUGAUAGAGAAGGUGAGACUCAUGUUACGAGAAAAUUUCCAAAUCCAGCUACUGGAAAUUAUGAUGAAUCACACACUCCUAGAAACUAUCAGCAACCCAGUUUCAUAGGCUACCAAGGAUAUGAAGACAUCAUUGAUCCGUUCAGAAGCAAUGUUCGAGGUGAAUUCAGAUACCCUGUGCCAUUCGACGCUUUCGGAACGAAUCCAAAGACCACUCAAACUGUUGAUAGUUCCGCUAUUUUCAAAGACAGGAAUAGACAUUAUUUGAAUAGAUCACAAAGACCUAACAGUAAAAUCAAAUUAUCGUUCAAUCCUAAUUUGCCAUUCUCAUCACCUGUCAAUGGGCCAGAAAAUCAGCACAAGAAUUAUAACACGCGAAAUCCUAAGCAAGAAACACAAGUGCACUUUUUCCUACCAGAUGAAGACAGUCUACGUGAGCCUGAACAGUUCUCGAAGCCUCCAGUGCCAAAUAAACAUAAUGAUGACAGCAAGACAGUAGACGAUUAUCAAUAUCAGCGAGAUGCUUACUAUCAAAACAGCCAAGAAGACUUUGGGAGUUUUCCGUACCAGUUAGGAAGUGGAGGAGUGGAUUCGAAAUAUCCAAUUCCAAAAGCUAUUCAUUCCCCGAAGCUGCCUGAUGACAUUCACGACGAGCUGUAUAAUAGCAUUUCAAGAUCACAUCAUGGUCCGCCUCCAGCCUUUGAUCAAGACAUCGCUAAGAGUGAACUGCGUUCCAAAGCAGUCCACGUUCGUCAAGGAAGACAGUUGUUCACACCAAACGACAAUCACAAGAAUUUCUCGAUACGAUAGAAUCGUAAAUCGAAACUGAUCUUUCAAUUCAAAUAAUAUAUAUUUGCAAAAACAUAAUGAACAUUAUCAAUAAAUCCUGUAUAUUGAGCUC
Messenger RNA from Nilaparvata lugens (brown planthopper), 2602 nucleotides. RefSeq lists its product as uncharacterized. The record is from RefSeq and is a predicted model, not a curated record. Lineage: Eukaryota; Metazoa; Arthropoda; Insecta; Hemiptera; Delphacidae. Bases 355 to 2511 code for a protein of 718 amino acids. The transcript is spliced from 2 exons.